AUGUCCCAGUCUCUGUACGGGCCGGAAAAAGCUGUCUCCAUAGUAACCCCGAGGCACAAACGUUUGUUCAGUUGCGAGUUUUUCAGAAACAUGAGUGGAGAUAGCGACUACAGCAAAUACGAUUUGGCACGGCUGCAGGCAGAGCUUGAACAUGAGAGGGAAAUUAAAGAAAUGCUCGAAGAGUCAGUGUCUGACCUUCGGAGUACCAUGUGUGAACUGCAGGAUAGACUGCACAGUGUUGAUGGACAGGAAAAUGAGUGGAAGACUAGGUUUGAGACACAGACAGAGCUAAAUGGACAGUUGGAGCGACAGAUGUCAUUCAUUCAUGAGAGACUGGAGGAUCUGCGAGGAAACCCCAUGGAUCGGUUGGCCUCCAUCCGAACGUUUGAUGACAUGUCGGUAGAAACACUGAGACAGCGUCUGAAGCUCCUGACUGAGCAGAAGUCAGACCUCCAGAGUCAGCUGAUGGACGCUCACAGCAGAAUCGAACAGGAGGGAAAGGCAUUUCAUAAAACCAAUGAUGAGAGGCGGGCAUACCUUUCAGAAAUUGCCAAGCUGUCCUCCACACUUGAAGCCCAGAGAAGACAGUACUCCACUGAGGCACAGAGGGCAGCAGAGAGCAAACACAAGAGAGGGAGGCAGACCAGCAGGAAGGCAGAGGCUGAUGCUAAGAAGGGAAAAGAAAGAGAAGAAGAUGGAGGAGGAGGAGCAUGUGUGAAAGGAGGAGGUGUUAGCAAUGGAGCCACAGCGGAGAGAAGAGAAGAGAGGAAAUCCCAAAGGGGAAGCAGGUUACCCACACUGAAGUACUACCUGACACACAAUCCCUAAACCCCACCUAGUGUUAUAGCCCUUUUUAAAAAGAGAUGUGGUUUUGUUUACAUUUCUCAAAAGAUUACUGGGAGGAAACAUUGCAUUUCUGAUGGUUAUCCUGUUGUGUUUAUUGAUAUCAAAUACAGUGGUAAAACAUGUUCCAUUUAUAAUGAAGUGGCAUUAUUACACCUUACACCUUUCUUUGUUUCAACAAAAAGAGCAGCAUUGAAGAGAAACGUUAAAGGGAGGAACAUCACAGGCUUCAGUGAGGUUGACUCCUAAUGUACCAGAAGCCUGCUGAGUCUGACAUUUCUUGUGUCACUUCAAUUUAUUUUCUCGAAACACCUCCUACGACUACCAUUACGUAAGCAACACCGCAUCCAGCACUCUCUCCAAAAGCAGUUCAUCCACAGAGCAACUAGUCACCCCCGUCCCACCCACUGACAGCCUUUACAAAUUUGUAAGAAUACGCUCAAAUGAGAUGCAGUAGUGAACAGGAAAAUUGCCCGUUUCAGUUUUGAGGCUGACAAAACUGAACCCCUCCUCCACACUUCUUCACAAACACAUCAUUGAAUAGAAGCAGUAUCUUAUAGGGAAAAACAACAUGGAUUUCUACAUUAAUCUGGGCUCUAGCUUAAUGAAUAUAGCUGUUUUCUUAUUUACCGAUUGGUCUGUAAGUCUAAUAGCUUAAUAUUGAUUAGCUCAGAGAAUAUGACCAAACAUAAUUGUUUUAAUUAAUAGGAAUAUACCUGCUCUGUGAAUAUACAGUAUGUCCAAAGCUUUGUUGUAGCCACUAUCAAAACUUGACUUUGAGCUAAAAGAGCAAAGAUAAACCCCCCGUGUCACCAAGCACCCGUCCAGCUGAAAUAGUCCUUUAACACGAUUCUGAAUUUUCAACCUUUAGUUUGUUGUGAAGGAAAAUCCCAAUAUGUAUUUAUAGAAAUAUUAUGUAUUAGCGACAAAUAUGGCUUUGUAAAAUGUGUGACAGCUAAAGUCCACGCAAGAAUGUGAACUAAUUAACUAACUUAAAUGAGAUGGUGUAAACAAGUCAACAGAUUGUAGUGACAUGUGGAUAAGAUAAGGAUGAUUUAUGAACGUUAAGCUUUUUAUUUAAAUGCAAUAUGAUCUCACGCACUUAACCACUAAUGUAUCCUUCCAUUCAUUUAAUAAACACGGUCCAAAAAAAGUAUUUGAUGAAAAUCAUUAAUCCAUCUCCAGAAACUAGUUUGCUGGUAUUGCCUUCACUGUCUAAAAUCUUUGGAAACGCACUGUGGGAGUUCUAGUUUUGGAUUUUUACAGGCCCACACGUAUUUCUGAUAUAGCUAGCUGUCUCAGUGUGAAAUCAUAAAUGCGCUGCAGUGACAGAUUGUUUGUCUUAGAUUAAUGACUUUAUUGUAAGAGUGCAUGUUGCCUUAUGAAAGAGUGAGCACAUCUACAGUAGAGCACACCACCUUUCUUUACCUCUUUCCCCUCCUCCUCUUUUUCUCUCUGUUUCAUGCAAAAGCUUUAGUACGACUCAUGAAUCACACAGCUACAGAGUAAGCAACACGCGUCACAGUAGUGCCCAUGCUAAUUCAGUUAGCCCCUCUCUGUACUAACCCUGAGUAUGCUGGAAACUAUUUAGUGUCUAUGCUAGUCUAGUGCAUAUGUGAGAGUGUAGGAGACUCAUUUGUGAGGGUGAAUGCAUUCAUUCAUGUACAUAUCCAUGUGCUUUAUUCACACUUAAGUUGACUUUUCUGAUAACUCAAUACACCUUUUUAUAUGUCCAUUACAGAUACCUCAAAAUUGAGCAUCUGCUAAUCACAAUCCAAGACCAUAUUUUUCCAACUUUUAAACAAUAACGUUAAGUAUUUAUACGUUUUUAGUAAUAAAUGUUUAUUGAUCAAUCUGCUUAGCUUUGCCACUUAAUAAACAGCAUAUUCAAACUGUGAAACCAUUUUUUUCCCUCUUAAUACUUAGACCACAACGUGACUGUUAUGAAAUACUGCUGCUUCUUUUUAUUUGAACUUUUUCAAACGGACUACUAAAAUAAUGCAUUCAGCAACAUUUUGGAUUGGUAAGCAAUGUUCAAACAUUCAUUCAAACUCUGUGCAAAAGUUCUAAUCUGACAAUUUAGAAUAACAAGGUCAAUAUAACAUGAUGCCGUGAUUUUGGGCAGUGUCAUACCCACAGCCAAUUUGAUUAUUAAAUCAAAGGAUUCCUAAUCGAGCUGAUUUAGACUCUACCUUUAACCCUUUGAAGUGUGUCAGAGUAACAGAAUUGUUCACCCGUCCAAAUGUUCACACACCAAUCUGUGUUGUGUGAAAUUGUAACAGAACAAUGCAAUGAUUAAUGAUAGAACAGGAAAUGUAUCUUUGUACAGAAGCAUAUGCCAAGAGACUGAGUAGGUAGAGGUUUUAAAUAUCUCUCUGAGACAGAUUUAAUUUCCUAAAUUAUUCCAAGACGAAUUUAUCACAAUAUGAAUCAUCAGUCCAUCUUCAUUCAGUUAAGCAAAAUGCAUUUAAAUAUGGUUAUUAAAUGUGUUUCUCAUGUUCUUUUUUGGUGUCUCUAAAACAGUCCAAAAGCGGCAGUUGUGAGUUACUAAGAGAAGAUCUUUGCAUAAAAAAGUAAGAGCCUUUUUACGAGGGAUCACAUUAAUUGUGCAGGCAAAGGCACAAAUUCUCUCUACAUACAAGUCAAUUGAAUUUGCCUAUGCGUCAGGAGCAAAGAUAACAUCUACUUGUAUGGAUGAUAUAUUCCCAAGUCUGAUAUCUCCUUUUGUAUACGUGUGGACACUGACACAUAUCAUUAUUUGACUUGCAAAUUCGAAGGCAUUAAGAAUAGGAUUGAGACCAUGAUACUGCUGUUAUAAGUCCUUGAAUGACGAUGUCCUCCAUCUUUCUUUGUCUGAAGAACAUAUUCCCCCACACAUCCUCUGUUUCUCCAGGAUACAUUGAGACUGGAACUUUGUCAGGCCUUAGCAUGUGACACACACACACACACACACACACUGUGUCUCCCGAAAAUAGAAAGAUCUGUGUGGAGAAAAUGUGUAUUUGUCUUACGUUGUGUACCUGUCUAUCAUUAUGUGCAUGUAUAGUCAAACAAGCAGAUUGGCACACGGAAGCAGUCAAUAAAGAUGCAAUAACAUACUGUAAUAAGCCAUUAAAAUGUCUGAUAUAUUUAUGUAAAUGUGGAUUAGUUGAACCGUAUUAUGUUUCACGUUUUGAGAAAAGCAUUAAACAUGUCAAAGGCAAAAUUAAUAUAAUGACAAACAAGCAAUGUAUCUAUUAAAGCUGUAACAUGUUCAACAUAAA
Messenger RNA from Notothenia coriiceps (black rockcod), 4106 nucleotides. It is a transcript of the gene ccdc169, whose product is annotated as coiled-coil domain containing 169. Bases 1 to 828 code for a protein of 275 amino acids. The transcript is spliced from 8 exons. Lineage: Eukaryota; Metazoa; Chordata; Actinopteri; Perciformes; Nototheniidae. The record is from RefSeq and is a predicted model, not a curated record.